Messenger RNA from Antrostomus carolinensis (chuck-will's-widow), 329 nucleotides. RefSeq names its product histone H2A.J. The transcript has a single exon. The annotation marks the transcript as partial. Gene Ontology annotation, cellular component: nucleosome. The record is from RefSeq and is a predicted model, not a curated record. NCBI's taxonomy places the organism in Eukaryota, Metazoa, Chordata, Aves, Caprimulgiformes, Caprimulgidae. Gene Ontology annotation, molecular function: protein heterodimerization activity; structural constituent of chromatin; DNA binding.
UUUUUAAGCUUUGGAAACAUGUCGGGUCGCGGGAAGCAGGGAGGCAAAGUCCGAGCUAAGGCUAAGUCGCGCUCGUCGCGGGCCGGGCUGCAGUUCCCCGUGGGCCGCGUGCACCGGCUGCUGCGCAAGGGCAACUACGCGGAGCGGGUGGGCGCCGGCGCCCCGGUGUACCUGGCGGCCGUGCUGGAGUACCUGACGGCCGAGAUCCUGGAGCUGGCGGGCAACGCGGCCCGCGACAACAAGAAGACGCGCAUCAUCCCCCGCCACCUGCAGCUGGCCAUCCGCAACGACGAGGAGCUCAACAAGCUGCUGGGCAAGGUGACCAUCGC